Molecule: messenger RNA, 4380 nt
Organism: Anoplopoma fimbria (sablefish)
Lineage: Eukaryota; Metazoa; Chordata; Actinopteri; Perciformes; Anoplopomatidae
Gene: cmtm4
Product: CKLF-like MARVEL transmembrane domain containing 4
Exons: 4
Coding region: 513-1139 (208 amino acids)
Cellular component (GO): membrane
Source: RefSeq, a predicted model, not a curated record
CGGCGCACGGACACAGCCUCACUGAAGACUCGCCGAAGUUUACAAUAGGAAACAAUACGGUCCUCUCGGUUCUUCUGAGGCCACAAUGGGUGGGUGUUUGUCGGCUGCAGAGAGGAGCCGCACAGCCUAGGCAUUUCUGUGUUUUUUUUUUUUUUUUUUUGUUUCUUUUCUCGGUGCUGCUGAACUCACCAGAACCGUGCAUACGGUGAAGGGACACCAGUGACCGGAUGACAUUGUAACCAGGAGGGGGAAACAGCGCAGGGUUACAUAAAACUGGGUUGGCUUUGCGUUGGUAUUUAAAGAGCACCCCGUCGCGGUACUCCCCCCCCCCCAUCCGUAGGUACGGGUGGCCAUGAAGAGCGCACCGCCUGGUUUCUUUCCUCCAUCCACCUCCAGCCCGCACGGAACAACGUGUGCUUUCUGAACCAUAACCUGAUCCAGGCCGGUUUUGUCCGCGUGGUGCUCGUACAGCGUGACGUCCGAGCUUCUCCCCGACCGACAUCAUCAUCAUCAUGAGGACCACCGAGGAGACGGAGGGCUUUGACGGCGAGGCCUCCAACACUUCCAUGAUCUCCGGGGCCAGCAGUCCGUAUCAGCCCACCACCGAGCCCGUGCAUUCGCGGAACGUGUUGGGGGGGAUAAGGUGCGACACGGAGUACCUGAAGUCGUACUUUGGGAUUUUAAAGAUGGUUGAAGUGGUCCUAGCACUCAUCGGAUUCAUCUGCAUAGAGACUAUCAUGAUGUGUUCUCCCUGUGGAGGAGUCUACUUCUUUGAGUUCGUCAGCUGCAGUGCUGUCGUGGUGACGGGAGUCCUCCUCCUCAUCUUCAGCCUCAACCUGCACACCAAGGUGCCCCACGUCAACUGGAGCCUCACGGACCUGGUCAACACGGCUGCCAGCACCUUCUUUUUCUUCUUGUCGUCUCUUGUGUUGGCCUGCAUCAACCAUAACACUGGAGCUGAAAUAGCAGCAGUGAUCUUUGGCUUCCUGGUCACAGGUGUGUAUGGAAUAAACACCUUCCUGGCGGUACGGAGGUGGCGCCGUGGCAACGGGUGUCAGGGGGCAGCUCAGACCAGCGAGUACAUGCGAGCACGCACAGCAUCUCGUGGAGAAAUGGAGGCAAGACCUGAGCUUGCGUGAGUGCUGCCGGACAAUCAGACUAAAUGAGAGCCACACUAACGGCUGCUGCCUGAGUAUCUCAUUCAGGUCUUGAGUGGAGGGGCCAUCUCAAGCUCACCACAUGCUCGUGACUUCUCCUGACAACACUUCAGCUGUGCCGAGCCACUGAAUGAAUCUUCAUGUCAAAGCCACAGUUGAGCUCCGAGGCUUUGUUUAUCAGGCUCCCUGUGUUCAGUGACACAUAAAGACUCUAAGGGGAAGAGCUCCAGACAGAAUUGAAGGUGUUCUCUGUAAAAACAUUUCAUCCGCAUAUCUUUCAAAGACAGUAUGAAGAAUAACUUCCAGGAGGAGCCAAAAGAGGAAAAAAAAGGCUGACUUCACUCCAACUGUGCACUAACUCCUGUUCUGGCGUCGGUGUUGACUUUUCAGAAGGUUUUGUGUUUCACUGUGAAAGAAGUCGAGUUAAAGAAGGUCAACUUUUGUACAGUUUGCUUAUUUCACGCCGCUGGCCGUGAAGCCUGUGGUUAUAAAUGUGACCGUGGGUCCAGGAAACCACUGGACCAGAAACAUCCAGUUAACCUGCAGCACAACAGAAGCACCAUAACAUUACUGUUCUUUCUUAGAUACUGACAUCAGCCUUUGGUUUCUACCUCUGAACAAGGCUGUCGAUAUUUCAAUCUAAAGAUUACACAUGUUUGUUUCUGCUUUGUCUUGACUAACUUUACAAAUGCCUUUAACAUGUGACCUUUAGCCGCUAGUAAGAUCUCUCCUGCCAUUAGUUAUACAGUAACAGUACAAGGUCAUUCUUAACUGCAAUAAAUUACAGGCAGCACAACACAAGUUUAACAUUUUUGAACUGAGUGAAAGAGAUUUACUUCUUUGCAACACAAUUGCUUCCACUGCAUUUGACACAUUUAUGCUUGUUAACUAUCCCAAAAAAUAUUCAUACUGGCAUUUCAAAAAUGUUAACUUCAAGGUCUGUGUUAGAGCAAUACUGUGAGCUAGGAGUGAUGAAGUUAUUGGUAGCUUGUUAUUUUUGCACAAAUCCAAGGCAUCAGGUAACAGAAAUGCUGACGGUGCAUUAGUGAGAUUAAUUUUGAAAUCAGUAGGUGACCUGGUCAAGACUAAUUCCCUUAGCCUAAUAGACUGUUUCUCAGGUAUUGAAACUCCUUCCGUCUUUGAAACUUAAAAAGAGAUUUGAAAUGAAAUCACAGGGUGCCUCGGACUGAACGCUGUAAUUCUUAAUGCCUUCCUAAUUAUUAGACAUGAUAGGACUAUCAUAGAUGAAUAAAAAUUACUGUAACUGAUACCUUCAUUAAGUGAAAAUCUAUUGAAAAAGAAAGAGUCAAUUGAAUGUAGAGAUGUCGGGAUGAAAAUGUGGUACUUUCAGCAUUAUUGUCACAGCUUUUUAUUAAAAUGUGUGCAUAUGUAUCUACAGUAUAUUAUCACACUUCAUGCAUUAUGAAAUUACUAUCAUUCCACAUUGCAGCUGUUAUAAAGCUCGUACAUACAGAGCACAAAAUAAGUUUUGAAAUGUUUUUCUGUUUUCAGGCCAGUGUACCUGACGUACAGGAUGCUUAAUCUUGAAAAAUCACAUAUUUGUUUUAUACGAAGAAGGAAGAUAUUUCAACUGAUUUUUUUGGUGUCUGAUAUUGUUUGAAUGCAGUGAUUUUACUCUACAGUUACACAUGUGUGCGUUAUCUUUGUUGUCUAGGACUUCAUAUGUAAUCAGGCUGUGCUGGGUCUGAAUCUACUCUUUGGCGCCACCCCCUGGUCGUCAUCUAAAAUGUAUUCCUUGUGACCUCAGAGGACUGUUACAGUACAGCCAGAUAACUGCAGUAGUGUGUGCACAAGAGAAAGACCAGAAAUGUGUUUGCCUGUGGGCUGAAAUGAAAAUAAAAAACAUAUGGCUUCUUAAACAGCCGCAGAAGUUUCCACAUUAUACAGAAAGUUCGAUUAAUAAGGCUUUUCUUGUGUUUUUAGUAACUUGUAUCAUGUACAACUGCUAAUUGUCCUGGUGUGGUAACCAAACUACUUUUAUAAAUAGACAAUCACAUCUGUUCUGUUUUUCUCUUUAAUGGAUGGAUUUGUGUCUGAGUCAAUAUAAUAUAUAUUGACCAUCAUAUCUGUCAAAAACUAUCAAGCUGCAGAGCUUUAUAUACAUAUUUUUGCUGCAGUGUGUUAUGGUCUAUUUCUUUUAUAGGAAUAGAAGAAAUGCUUUCCACUAGUUUCUAGAUCGUGCUUUAAGCAGUGAACAUGCUCAGUCUGAUUGUUUGAAUGAAAUUAGAGGUGAGAUGAUCUUUUGUUUCCUUUUAAUUCUGUGUGCUUUGAUUACAACAGUAUGUCAUGUACAGCAUGGAGCCGUACUAAGCUGUGGUUUUUGUAUUCAAAACAUUUACAAAAAUUAGUUUAUAGUGACAAUUUAAAUAAAGUAAUUUGGACAUUAUUGAACAUAGCUCACUUUUUUAUUCAAAAAUGUUUUUUAUUACAAAAUUAACAGUUAAAAAAAACACACUUUUAUUUCAACAACAAUAGUUCAGCAAGGGACCUCCUUUAUAAAAUGUUGCUGUGUUCAUCUUGUUUGGAAGAUUGUGUAUGCACGGCAAAAGGGGUAUGGUUGAGUUUUGUUGCUGUCCAGUGAAAACCACACAUUUAAUGAUAAAUUGAAAUAUUUUAGUCUCAGUUUAAUAAUAACUUUUGCAUAUUUCGGCCUGGGCACUAUACAAACACAAUCUUAAUAUGAAGGAAGCCACAGAAGUAACAAACUCUCCCAUAAAAGGCAAACAAUGUAUAAUCAUUGAAUGUAAUUGUAACCUUGGAAGUAUUUUCUUUAUCAUUAAUAUGCCAAUUUCUCCUGAAAAUUCCACAUGGAAGUUACAGGCCACCGAUUCAUCCAUUCUCAAUUUACAGUGCUGUUGUAACACUCAUGCAGUGCAGUGUAUAUUACAUAAACAGUCGCUGUGGCUAGUGCGCGUAAUUCUUCAGUAGUGGCUGUGGAAGAAAUGAAGAAUCAAAGAUACACUCAAUACAAAAAAUAAUUCACAUAUAGGAUAUCAAGCAUUUAAAAAUAUAAUAAUGCAUUAAGUGGCUUCAAUGCACUGUUAUUCACACACACACACACACACACACACACACACACACACACACACACACACACACACACACACACACACACACACACAGAGUGUAAGAAGCAUAUACAGCAGACAAACUGAAACAAAAGAGAAGAGAGUCACUCAAACCUUGGGUUAGUUGAACAGAU